This is a messenger RNA of Anolis sagrei ordinatus, 3753 nucleotides long. It is a transcript of the gene PHF12, whose product is annotated as PHD finger protein 12. Gene Ontology annotation, cellular component: Sin3-type complex; nucleus. The record is from RefSeq and is a predicted model, not a curated record. Gene Ontology annotation, biological process: negative regulation of transcription by RNA polymerase II. Gene Ontology annotation, molecular function: transcription corepressor activity; protein binding. Lineage: Eukaryota; Metazoa; Chordata; Lepidosauria; Squamata; Anolidae.
CGGGAGGGCGGUGUGCGCCUGCGCGGCGAGGGCUGUGACGGCGGCGGCGGGGCCCUGUGUGUGAGGGGGAGGCGACGGCGGUGAAGAGUGGAGAGUGAUCCCCUCAGGCCCAGCGGGAGAGGAGGAGGAGAAGGAGGAGAAAGAGGGAGCCCGGGCGUCGCCGCCCCCUGUCAUGGCCGGGACGAGGCCUAGUCGGCGGGCGGAGAAGGAGGCGAAGGCGGCGAAGGAGGAGGAGGCGUCGCCCCUCAGCUAGGCCUCGGAUGUGGGAGAGGAUGGAGGCCAAGACGGUCGUCUACGACCUCGACACUUCGGGGGGCCUCAUGGAGCAAAUCCAGGCCCUCCUGGCGCCUCCCCGCAGCGACGACGCCGCCUUGCUCGGGACCGAGAAGAGGAGCCGCAGGACAGAGCGAGGAGGCGGAGGGGGGGAGCCGCACCACCACCACCCCCAGCACCACCACCACCAGCAGCAUCACCACCACCACCCCCAGCACCACCACUCCUCCUCCUCGGCCGCCUCCGCCGCCGCCUCGGCCCAGAGGAGGAGCGGGAGGGCCACCAACCACGACAGCUGCGACAGCUGCAAGGAAGGCGGGGACCUGCUCUGCUGCGACCACUGCCCCGCCGCCUUCCACCUCCAGUGCUGUAAUCCUCCGCUGAGCGAAGAGAUGCUGCCUCCGGGCGAGUGGAUGUGCCAUCGCUGUACGGUGCGCCGAAAGAAGAGGGAGCAGAAGAAGGAGCUCGGGCAUGUCAACGGGCUGGUGGACAAGUCCGGCAAAAGGGCCACCUCUCCCCCGCGGGACGUGGACUACUUGGAGCGGGGCGGCGGGAGCCUCCGGGCCCUCUCCCACGCCCGGCUCUUGGAGCGGAGGGCCAGCCGCCCGGGCACCCCCACCUCCAACGCCAGCACCGAGACCCCCAACUCGGAGCAGAACGACAUGGACGAGGACAUCGUGGACGUGGACGAAGACUCGGGCCCGGCGGGCGAGGCGGACGGCGGGCAGCCCCACCUCAAGCGACCCUUCGAGCUGCUCAUUGCCGCCGCCAUGGAAAGGAACCCCACCCAGUUCCAGCUGCCCAACGAGCUGACCUGCACCACGGCCCUGCCAGGUACGAGUAAGCGGCGGCGGAAAGAAGAAACCAGCGGGAAGAACGUCAAGAAAGCUCAGCACGAGCUGGACCACAACGGAUUGGUGCCCUUGCCGGUGAAGGUCUGCUUCACUUGCAGCAGGAGCUGCCGGGUGGCCCCGCUCAUCCAGUGCGACUACUGCCCGCUGCUGUUCCACAUGGACUGCCUGGAGCCUCCGCUCACGGCCAUGCCCCUGGGCCGCUGGAUGUGUCCGAACCACAUUGAGCACGUGGUGCUGAACCAGAAGAACAUGACCCUGAGCAACCGCUGCCGGGUCUUCGACCGCUUCCAGGACACCAUCUCGCAGCACGCCGUCAAGGUGGACUUCCUCAACCGGAUCCACAGGAAGCACCCGCCCAACCGCCGUGUGGCCCAGUCCAUGAAGAGGAAAGGCUUGAAGAUCCCGGACGCUAUCAAAUCCCAGUAUAAGAUCCCUCCUCCGCUACUGGCGCCGGCGGGGAUCCGAGACGGGGAGCUCAUCUGCAACGGGGUCCCCGCGGAGGAUGCCCUGCACACGCACCUUUGCAAUCCGGAGCACUUAGCCAGCCAGUCGGAACAGCAAGAGUGGUUGUGCAGCGUGGUGGCCCUGCAGUGCAGCAUCUUGAAACACUUGUCUGCCAAGCAGGCGCCUCCUCCUUCGCCUUGGGACUCGGAGCAGGCGGAGAAGGCCGACGUGAAGCCGGUGGUGGUCUCGGCCCCCGACAAGGCCGACCUCCCUUCGCUCUACUUGGCCUCCGCCCAGAACUCCUUCCCGGAGGACGCCCGCUUCUCCCCGUGCACGGACCGGCCCAGGAAGGCCUCCCCCUGCGGGACCGCCAACGGCCCCAACGUUGCCCCAACGGACGCCAAGGCCAACGGGCCGCACUUCUAUGGGGCCGGCCUCCCUGCGGUCUUGCCACAACGGCAGCAGCAACAACAACCCUGGCCCCGGCCCGCCACUCCCCCGGCGGCCAGUGUCGGGCUCCUCAACCACGUGGUGAAGACGGAGAACGCAGCGGGCCCGCUCUCCUGCGCACACCGGGGGCUGAAGAACGCGCAGGCGCAGGCGGGGUCCCUGCUCUCCAUGGACCUGGGGGCCCUGGAGUCCCCUCUGACCGCCACCCGGGCACUGACCCCUCCCCAGGCCGCCCUGGGCGACGGCAGCGCCUCCUCCAUCCGGGCCGCCCACGGCUUCUGCUCCCCGGCACCCCCUCCAGACGGCAAGGCCAGUCCCAGCGCCUUGCCCCUCGGCAGCCUCUUGGCCUCCCCCUCCUUGCUCCUUUCCAAUUCUUCGGCCGCGCUGGACCUCGCCGGGUCCUUGAAAGCAUUGAUGGACGGCAGCGGAGAGAUCGAGAUCAAUAUGCUGGACGAGAGGUUGAUCAAGUUCCUGGCCUUGCAGAGACUACACCAGCUCUUCACGUCGAAGGUCCAGCCCUUCGCGGGCAGCCUCGGGCCCCAGCCGCCCAGCCCACAGGACCACCCCUCCGAAGGGCAGGAGAAGGAGGUGCAGGCCCGGGCCGUCUUCUACCCGCUCCUGGGGAUGGGCAGCGCUGUCAACAUGUGCUACAGGACUCUCUACAUCGGAGCAGGAGCCGACAUGGACGUGUGCCUUACGAACUAUGGUCACUGCAACUACGUGUCGGGCAAGCAUGCCUGCAUCUUUUAUGACGAGAACACCAAGCAUUACGAGCUGCUCAACUACAGCGAACACGGCACAACGGUGGACAAUGUCCUGUAUUCGUGUGACUUCUCGGAGAAGACGGCCCUCGUCCCGCCCAGCAGCAUGGUUGCCAAAGUACAAAGCGUGAUCAAGCGCCACAAGAGCCGGAAGCAGCAGCAGCAGCAGAAGCAGGAGGAAGUUCCUCCCAGCGAGGAGGCCCCCGGGGUGGCAGUGGCAGGGUCGUCGGCGGUGAUGGCGAUGCGCUCCCAGGCUCAGGGCCCGGCGCUGCGCCCGUGCAACUGCAAGGCCAGCAGCUCCAGCCUGAUUGGGGGCAGUGGGGCUGGCUGGGAGGGGACGGCCCUCCUCCACCACGGCAGCUACAUCAAGCUGGGCUGCCUCCAGUUCGUCUUCAGCGUCACGGAGUUUGCGACCAAACAACCCAGGGGCGUUGGCGGUGUUGGCGUUGGCGGGGAGGCGGACUUGGAGGAGAAGCUGCCCCUGGCCAAGGCCCACCAGGUCCCCGUGCUGCGCUCCCACUCGGUGCCCUAGGACCCACGCCGAGGGGGGGGUGUCCGAGGGGGGGGAUCAGAGACCCUCGCCUUUCCCCCUUGACUCUCCCCUUGUGCAUGGGUGACAUGAAGAAGAACUUUCAGAGUCUCUCUCCUUUCUUUCUUUUUUUUUGUAAUGGUUUGCUCAAGUUUUAGGGGGCAUUUGCACAUAUAUUUGUACUAUAUACAUUUCAUUUAAGAGCCCGAACCCACCGGAGGAGGAAACUGCAGCGGACACUUCGCCCCUUCCGCCGGCCGUUGUAAAAAAAAAAGAAAAAAGACCCAGAAACUUGUUCUAUUUUGUGCCAGUGACAAUAGUUUUUUAUAUUAAAAAAAAAAGAGAGAAAGAAAGAAAUACAGUUUUCAUACCGCAAACAAAAAAAAAAAUUCUAUACCAUUAUCACGGUUGUAUUAUUUAAUUGUAAAGGCGUUGCUCUAUU